This is a messenger RNA of Melanotaenia boesemani (Boeseman's rainbowfish), 2801 nucleotides long. RefSeq names its product speckle-type POZ protein. The transcript is spliced from 10 exons. Lineage: Eukaryota; Metazoa; Chordata; Actinopteri; Atheriniformes; Melanotaeniidae. The coding region runs from base 244 to 1368 and encodes 374 amino acids. Gene Ontology annotation, molecular function: ubiquitin protein ligase binding. Gene Ontology annotation, biological process: proteasome-mediated ubiquitin-dependent protein catabolic process; regulation of proteolysis. Gene Ontology annotation, cellular component: nucleus; cytoplasm. The record is from RefSeq and is a predicted model, not a curated record.
GUGCGCUGUUUGAGGGACAAGGCUAUUGAGAGCUGCCAGUUGUAGAACUACUAGCUAACAACAACAGAAAACCCCGGACAACUAGCUUUCUAUUUUAACCCAAUAUACAGGGGGCAAAAUGCUUCCAUCUGCCUCGUACUGAUGCAGAUGGACGUCAAGAUUGAACACUGACGAGUGGAAGCAACACAUUCCUUCUCUUCCUCCUCACCCUCUUGUCCCCCAACACCUUCUGUCACACUGGCAAUGUCAAGAGUCCCGAGUCCCCCUCCCCCUGCGGAAAUGUCCAGCGGGCCUGUGGCUGAGAGCUGGUGUUAUACACAGAUUAAAGUGGUGAAGUUCUCCUACAUGUGGACCAUAAACAACUUCAGCUUUUGUCGUGAGGAGAUGGGUGAGGUUAUCAAGAGUUCCACCUUCUCCUCUGGGGCCAACGACAAACUAAAAUGGUGUUUGCGAGUAAAUCCCAAGGGUCUGGAUGAGGAGAGUAAAGAUUACCUGUCCCUCUACCUGCUGCUGGUCAGCUGUCCAAAGGCUGAGGUGCGCGCAAAGUUCAAGUUCUCCAUCCUCAACGCAAAGGGGGAAGAGACCAAAGCAAUGGAAAGCCAGAGGGCAUAUCGUUUUGUUCAAGGGAAAGACUGGGGCUUCAAAAAAUUCAUCCGGAGAGAUUUCCUCCUUGAUGAAGCCAACGGCCUUUUACCUGACGACAAACUCACGCUGUUCUGUGAGGUGAGUGUGGUUCAAGAUUCUGUCAACAUAUCUGGUCAGAACACAAUGAACAUGGUGAAGGUGCCUGACUGUCGGCUAGCAGACGAGCUAGGAGGCCUGUGGGAAAACUCCCGCUUCACAGACUGCUCCCUGUGUGUGGCUGGCCAAGAGUUUCAGGCCCACAAAGCCAUCUUGGCAGCACGUUCCCCUGUAUUCAGCGCCAUGUUUGAGCACGAAAUGGAGGAGAGCAAAAAGAACCGUGUGGAGAUCAACGACGUGGAGCCCGAAGUUUUCAAGGAGAUGAUGUGCUUCAUUUACACAGACAAAGCUCCCAACCUGGACAAGAUGGCCGACGACCUGCUUGCAGCAGCUGAUAAGUAUGCUCUGGAAAGACUUAAAGUCAUGUGUGAGGAUGCGCUGUGCACCAGUCUGUCUGUGGAGAACGCUGCCGAGAUCCUCAUCCUCGCUGAUCUACACAGCGCUGACCAGCUCAAAACGCAGGCAGUCGACUUCAUAAACUACCACGCUGCAGAGGUGAUGGAGACAGCAGGCUGGAAGUCCAUGGUUGCAUCUCAUCCUCACCUGGUGGCUGAAGCUUACCGCUCUCUGGCUUCUGCUCAGUGCCCCUUCCUUGGACCCCCACGCAAGCGUCUCAAACAGUCCUAACAGCUUCACAACAAGCCCUUUACAGACCAUGAUGGUCGCAAACAUAUACACACACACGCACACAAAAGAGAAAACACCCACACAUAUGUCCUCUGCCCAAACACAGGGACAACCUUUCACCUUGCUGUUACCUUCUACACUACCUAGAGCCUUCCCCGAAUCGCCCCCGUCUGCUCCAUCCAGAACCUGCUGUAUUUAGUCUCUUCUAAAGAUGGAGGAAAGAAGAAGAAGGAGGAGGAUGAGAUGGAAAAGAGGGAUACAUGGGCAUCUGAAGAGGAUGUUUGUUGUUUACAAAAAACAGUGUAAAAAAAAGAAAAAAAAAGCACCCUCCCUUUUCUCCUUGGCUCUGGCUUAGUGAGGUCUGACAUUGUGCUCUUUUCGGUGUAUCCUUGGACAUCCUGCUAGUUCCUCCGUCGGAGUGUUUUUGGACAAAAGAACUGGACUCUUUAACCAAGUUUGAGCCAAUGGUCUGGAAAUCUGGAGGUUUGAAAUACUGUGGCAGAUCAAGUUUUUAAGUGUCCAUUUUUAUCAUAAAGCUUCAUAGUGUUUGGACAAAAGCAAUCUGAGACACAACCCAACACAUGGGUGAGCGACUAAAGAACAGUGGGCCUAUAGUUACAAACUAGAAGUCCCCCAAGAAAGACAACCAAGGGCUAGUCUUAAAAAAAAAAGGAAAAAAAGAAAAGCAGAAAUGGGACUAAAUCAUUAACAUGUUUCUCAGAGAAGAUGGGAAAACAUUGCACUAAAGUCACAGGUCAACCCCUUGCCAACCCUUACCAGCAGUAAUGUAGAAAUACUGUAGGCAAGCACACAAUGAAGCAAGCUUCAAGGACUAAAGACCCAGCUGGUCCACCACCAACAAUUACCCUUUAAGAUGAUUUAUCAGCAAGAGACAAAAAUAACACACGAACUCCUAUAUAGAACUCUCCAAGCUUCAUCUGCAUCCGUUUUUAUUUUUUAAAUAGUUGGGGAAAAAAGUAUAAAGAGGAUACAGAAAAUAGAAAUGCACAACUGGAUGUCAUUCUUGGGGAAAUUUGUAUUUUGUGUGUGGAUCUGUGUUUGUAGCCCUUGGAAGGAAAAAUUUGUAUGAGGUGUCAAUAAACAAAGCCACCAGGACACAACAAAGGGAGGAGAAAAUGUUAAGAAAUGGUUAUGAAACAUGUUAGAGUUCAAUCAGGCAUGUUGAUGUUUUGUUGUGACAGAUUUCGUAUGUUUUGUUUUUUUUUCCCCCCCUCAGAACUGUUGUAUUUUUUUCAAAGGAAUUUGUACAGACUAGUGUUUUUGAAGCCGUUCAACAAAAGCAUUUUCAGUAAAACUGAGAAAUGGAGGGUUUUUUUCUUUGCAGGCAUGAAGACUGAAGGGAAAUGAAAAUGAAAUGAACACGUUUUAAUGUUCAGAAUAGUUAAAAAGAAAAAAAAAAACCAAACAAACCA